This is a messenger RNA of Prunus armeniaca (apricot), 390 nucleotides long. Lineage: Eukaryota; Viridiplantae; Streptophyta; Magnoliopsida; Rosales; Rosaceae. The record is from the annotation of a GenBank genome assembly.
AUGUCCUCAAACAAGUUGUUCCCUUUGAAGAUCAAGACAGUUCAGGCUUCUUUGCUUACAAUCGAAGAUAAUUCAUGGAGAUGGCAUUACAUAUAUGGUCAUUUGAACUUUAAUGGUUUGAGAACACUUCACCAAAAUGAGAUGGUCACGGGCUUACCUGAAAUAACUCCUCCAUCAAAGGAAAAGUCAAAAGCAUUUGAUGCAUUCAAAAGCUUCAAAACCCUAGCUGAGAAUGAAACUGACAAGAAGAUUAAAACACUCAAAACAGAUCGAGGAGGGGAGUUUUGCUCCAAGGAGUUUGAUUUUUUAUGCAGAGAAAAAGGCAUCAAGAGACAUCUCACCACUGCUUACAUGCCACAGCAGAAUGGUGUAAGUAAGAGGAAGAAUUGA